GACGCCAACCUCUGCAACACCCAGAAGACCCGCAUCCAGGCCGACUUUGCCUUCAUGUGGAUCGGGUUCAUCCUCAGCAUCUUCGGCGCCGUCGUCAUCUUCCUGGUGCACCGCUCGAAGUAGAGGGACUCUUCUGCUAGGUCGGGCAGAAGAGGGCACGGGCGAUGAGAGAAAAGGAGGGACGACAUGGAUGAUCGGGAGUUUGGAUGAGGUUUGUGGUGCACACAUGAACAGGGCAGUUGGGCGUCGCAUGUUAUGAUACGACUCGGCGAUGAUGGUUCUCGUGAUUUUCAUCGAGAAGAGCUGCGAGAGGACAAUUGGGGCAGAGAAACACGCAUAGAUGUCGCUUGGCUUGGACGAUUCGGGAAUGAAAAUAUUAAUGACGCUGCCUUUUUUUGGAUUACAUCAUGAGAUGAUAAUAUUUGACGAAACAAAUUUGCUUUGCGAAAAGUGUGCGCGCGACAUUCUUGAGUCCCAUAUAACACGAAUCCUCGCUCCUCCAUCGGAAACGUUUCUCCGUGGCGAGGCAGCCUGCAUGGUAAUGACAGAGAAUCGAAGAGUUGCCGGCCAAGGCAGGGCGAUUGAGGUUCACGUGCGACGAGGACUUCCCUGUAACUCGCGCGAUGGGAAAUCUCCUCGGGAGCGUGUGUGGUCACGACGAAGACCCCGAACCGGUUCGGUCUUGCUUGCAUCAAGACGGCUUCUCACGUAUUUCCGACGGAUUAGUCACGCAUGUCAUUGUUCUCUGUUCCGAGGUCGUCGCCUGGGUGGGGAGGGCAGUCGACCGUCGGCGAGACAGCUUCCGAUGGGGACGGGAGUGCGAAUAAGAAAACCCUGGCGGAUGGGGAAAAAGUCUGGAAUCUGUCUGGAACACACCUGUGACAGCAUUACAGCCAAUGCCGCCGGACCUCACAUUUUGGAGAGUGCAGUCCGUCUGCUCGACAGACUCCUCCGCACCGGAGGCCGGCGCCGAGGAGAAGACAAGGUUUCUCUUUGUGACAGGCGUGACAGGGAACGCUUUGCCCGUUCUGCUCGUAUCGAUCAAUGCGAACGACAUCCGAGGCGGCAUGCACAAUGACAGCGGACAAGCUUGGAAGCGGGCCAGGAACAAGACACAAGCGAACCAUCGAGAGGGAAAAAAAAGCCACCCGGGCAGCCACAGGCCUGGGAACACAGGUGGAAAUGGUCGCAUCGGCCCACACAAUUGAUGGGGAUUUGGGCGGGAGGAGAGGAGCCACGUGCGGGGACAGAAAACCGCCAUAUGGUCCACCCUUGGAAGUCAUCAUCAGAGUCUCCAAGACGGGCGAUUCUCGUCCCCCAGUGACCAGUGACCAGUCUCAUCGUGCCCAUAUUUCAUGUGUGUGUCAUCAGCC
Dissoconium aciculare CBS 342.82 is the source of this 1373-nucleotide messenger RNA. RefSeq lists its product as uncharacterized. The coding region runs from base 341 to 1078 and encodes 245 amino acids. The transcript has a single exon. NCBI's taxonomy places the organism in Eukaryota, Fungi, Ascomycota, Dothideomycetes, Mycosphaerellales, Dissoconiaceae. The record is from RefSeq and is a predicted model, not a curated record.